This is a messenger RNA of Eutrema salsugineum, 606 nucleotides long. RefSeq lists its product as uncharacterized. Lineage: Eukaryota; Viridiplantae; Streptophyta; Magnoliopsida; Brassicales; Brassicaceae. The transcript is spliced from 3 exons. The record is from RefSeq and is a predicted model, not a curated record. The coding region runs from base 76 to 474 and encodes 132 amino acids.
UAAUUUCCUAAUUUACAAUACAUUUUCAAUCUCCCACACUUAUUUUGAAAUUCGAUUGCUUCCUCUCUGUCAGUCAUGAAGUCGGCGAACGCUCCAGGGAAGGGUAAGGGUAAGGUUUCUGGUGGUGGGAAUGGGAAAAAGUCACGAGGGAAGAAGAAAGCUUCUCGUGGAAAGAAGAAGAAGAUCCAGUCUUCAUCUUCAAGCUCCUCCUCUGGUGGCUCCUCUAUUGGCUCUGACACAACUUACUUUCUGGAUCCAGCUGCAACCUCGGCUCCUCCAAAUCCUUUCGAGUGCCCUCCACAAGAUUCUGAGACAUGGUCCAGAAAGCAAUGGAACCAGUACACUGCUUGGAUGCAGUUUGAGAGGACCUACCGCACCAUGACAAAGGAAGAGAAUUACUAUCUUGACUCUCUUAAGUCGAAUCCAGACAAGGAGAAGAAGCCAGAGAAGGAGAAGAAGCCUUCGCAGAAGUAGAUGUUGUGUCAAAUCCUAUUGGAACUUACCUCUCGUUUAUAGAAAACCAAGAUUACUAAAUAAGAAACGGGUUAUAUCCUUUUCAUGUUUUAAAAUACUGUUUGACUUAAAGACAUUUUCUAAUAUUAAAGU